GCUGUGAAGGCAUGGUCUUGCCCUCUACUUGGUGCUGGCAGUCUGUCACUUGUGGGAUGCCAGCAGCGUGGUUGCCGUCAGGAAUGCAGGGUCUUGCCCUUUUGUGGUUUAUCGCGUUCGGCUUCGUCUGGUUUAUAGUGUUCUCCAGGGAGGAACUACAUCAGCAACAACAACUAGGAGCAGAUCUUCCUGGUUCGUUGUUUGCAAGGAUUUUUCUUAGUCUGACUUGUCUUAGGCGGGACGCGUGGGGAGGAUCUUUUGAAUUUUACUAGUUCUUAAACUCAGACUUUUUCCAUUUCAUCUUGGUCCGGCGUUGUCUGGCUUAGUGGCUGAUCUUUUUCCCUUCGGGGCUUACUGGGUGGUCGUGUCGGUGCUAUGGAGAGUAGUCGUCAUACUUACAACAUUUCUGAGGAUGGAAGAGAGUUAAAG
Messenger RNA from Amoebophrya sp. A25, 429 nucleotides. NCBI's taxonomy places the organism in Eukaryota, Dinophyceae, Syndiniales, Amoebophryaceae. The record is from the annotation of a GenBank genome assembly.